This is a messenger RNA of Perca flavescens (yellow perch), 1935 nucleotides long. It is a transcript of the gene ahcyl2b, whose product is annotated as adenosylhomocysteinase like 2b. The coding region runs from base 107 to 1912 and encodes 601 amino acids. Gene Ontology annotation, cellular component: cytosol. The record is from RefSeq and is a predicted model, not a curated record. The transcript has 17 exons. Gene Ontology annotation, biological process: L-methionine cycle. Lineage: Eukaryota; Metazoa; Chordata; Actinopteri; Perciformes; Percidae.
AGCAGAACUGCAAGGACCACAAUGCAUUUGGACAUAGUCUCUCCUCCGCUCACAUCCGCUAGACUCGCUAUUUGUGUUGGAAAAAGGACUUAGUGAAACUGCAGCGAUGUCAGUCCAGGUUGUGGCAGCGAAAAUGGCAGAGGUCGAACUCAAAGACGUCCCCACUGUCAAAGAUUCACCGGCUGGUUCCCCGAUGACACCGACCUCGGAGGGCAAGACCCUCGUCAGAAGCGACCCGCACGAGGCCGGUUCCUCUGCUGCUGCGUCCCCUACAGCGGAGCCCUCCGCGAAAGCCGGGGAAGACAGCCUGGGUUUGCUCAACCCGAACCCCGCGAAGAUGCCACAGGCGUCGGCUAUGAAGCGGACGGACCCGCAGCAGAACGGUGGAGAGGCUUUUGUCAACCGUGACGGUACAGUUGCUGAGGCUCCGCGGAUGAAAAAGAUCCAGUUCGCGGACCAGAAGCAGGAGUUCAACAAGCGCCCCUCCAAGAUCGGCCGGCGCUCCCUGUCCCGCUCCAUCUCCCAGUCCUCCACAGACAGCUACAGCUCAGCGGCGUCCUACACGGACAGCUCUGACGAUGAGACGUCUCCUCGGGACAAACAGCAGAAGAACUCUAAGGGCAACGGAGACUUUUGCAUCAAAAACAUCAAACAGGCCGACUUUGGCCGCAGAGAGAUUGAGAUCGCAGAGCAAGAGAUGCCCGCCCUGAUGGCUCUGAGGAAGCGAGCCCAGGGGGAGAAACCCCUCGCCGGUGCCAAGGUGGUGGGCUGCACCCACAUCACUGCCCAGACUGCUGUGCUGAUGGAGACUCUGUCAGCUUUGGGAGCUCAGUGCAGAUGGGCAGCCUGCAACAUCUACUCCACCCAGAAUGAAGUGGCAGCUGCCCUGGCAGAGGGAGGUUUCAGUGUGUUUGCAUGGAAGGGUGAGUCAGAGGACGACUUCUGGUGGUGCAUCGAUCGCUGUGUCAACGUGGAAGGCUGGCAACCCAACAUGAUCUUGGAUGACGGUGGAGACCUGACUCACUGGAUCUAUAAAAAAUACCCCAACAUGUUCAAGAAGAUUAAGGGCAUUGUAGAGGAGAGUGUUACCGGUGUGCACAGGUUGUACCAGCUGUCCAAGGCAGGAAAGCUGUGUGUUCCAGCCAUGAACGUCAACGACUCUGUGACUAAGCAGAAGUUUGACAACCUCUACUGCUGCAGGGAGUCCAUCUUAGACGGCCUGAAGAGGACCACUGAUGUCAUGUUUGGAGGCAAACAGGUGGUGGUGUGCGGAUAUGGAGAGGUGGGAAAAGGCUGCUGUGCUGCUCUCAAAGCAAUGGGCUCCAUCGUCUACGUCACAGAGAUCGACCCAAUCUGUGCCCUGCAGGCCUGCAUGGACGGCUUCAGGCUGGUGAAACUGAAUGAAGUCAUCAGACAAGUGGACAUCGUCAUCACCUGCACAGGCAAUAAGAACGUGGUGGUGAGAGAAUACCUCGACCGCAUGAAGAACGGCUGCAUUGUCUGCAACAUGGGACACUCCAACACAGAGAUCGAUGUGGCAAGCCUGAGGACUCCUGAGCUGACCUGGGAGAGAGUGCGCUCUCAGGUGGACCACGUCAUCUGGCCGGAUGGCAAGAGGAUAGUGCUGCUGGCUGAGGGUCGUCUGUUGAACCUCAGCUGCUCCACUGUGCCGACCUUCGUGCUCUCCAUCACCGCCACCACCCAGGCGCUGGCUCUGAUAGAGCUGUACAAUGCCCCAGAGGGACGCUACAAACAGGAUGUUUACCUGCUGCCCAAGAAGAUGGAUGAGUAUGUGGCCAGCCUACAUCUUCCUACAUUUGACGCACAUCUUACAGAGCUGAGUGAUGAGCAGGCCAAGUAUCUGGGCUUAAACAAGAACGGGCCCUUUAAGCCAAACUACUAUAGGUAUUAAACCAGUGUCAGGGUUGGCCUCAA